CUGCUAUCAAUCCGAAUCCGUUUCAUGCUAUUCGUGGGGUAUCUAAGGUGAACAAGAUGUUGUUUAUGCACUUGUGCACGCUAGUGCUUAAAAUCUUAACAUUGCCACUUCAGCUUGCGGAAUUGGUGGGUCUGUAUAAACUAUACAAACGCGUAUUUCCGUUUAUGGUUUACAAUAUCACUUUUGCUUAUAACCUUAAAAUGAACGAUCACAAACGGGAACUCUUCAGGUCUCUGGGGAAAUUCCGCCCAACAAAUGGCGAACUGCGUAUUCUUGAGAUCGGUUGUGGCAGUGGGGCUAACUUUGAGCACUACCCAGCGGGCUGUAAGAUAGUGUGCACAGACCCCAACCCGCACUUCCAGACAUAUCUGCAGAAGAACAUGACGAAAAAUGACCACCUUGUUUACGACAAGUUUGUGGUGGCGACUGGAGAGGAUCUGCGUGGGGUACCAGAUGAAUCGGUAGACGUGGUGGUUGUCACUUUGGUCCUGUGCUCGGUCAACGACAUCGGGGUUGUACUACAAGAGGCGAAACGAGUCCUUCGACCUGGUGGUGGCUUCUUCUUCAUGGAGCACGUGUGUGCAGACCCAUCCACCUGGACGUUCUUCUUCCAGCAUGUUAUGCAGCCGUUCUGGUACUACUUUGGAGAUGGCUGUCAGACCACUCGUACCACGUGGGAAUAUAUCGAGAACGCAGGAUUUAGCCAGCUGAACCUGCGACACAUCCAGGCUCCUGUAACCGUGAGCUCGCUCAUCAAGCCCCACAUUGUAGGCUACGCCAUUAAAUAACUGCUGAACACGCACGCACACGCACGCACACACACACACACACACACACACACACACACACACACACACACACACACACACACACACACACACACACACACACACACACACACACACACUCAGUCUUAACAUCUGCACUGUACUACUCACCAACUAAACAGAACCUACAGUGUGCUUCAAGUUAUUGGUAUUCUAACUUACGUCCAAACUCGUCCUGUAAUUCUUUGUCAGCACCGCUUUGCUUUUUCAUUUUUUAAUUUUGAAGUUGUGAUGGCUUUUCUUUCUCUAUUUUGAUAGCUUUUCUGUUCUCCGUGUGGCUUUGAUACUGGUCUAUUCUGUGAAUAGAAUCUAGGUCGGACAUGGUUGCCACAACUGAUUGUGUAAUGUUUACUCAAAAUGAUCAUUAUUCUGAAUUUAAUAACUCAAUUUAUUUUGCAUCUGGAACAUAGCGUUCUUCAUUUGAGGCUCUCUGGUCUACUCUCCACCUACAGUAUGCUGCUGUAAUUACUGAUAGAUUGUUGUUGAUUAUGAUCGAAUUCUGCAACCUCACUGCCAACAUGUCUUGCACUCAAGCUAUUUAGCUUAAAAUUGAAUGGAGGAAAUGGCAUUUCAUUGAAUGGCAAUGGCAUUUCAGAUACAACUUGACAAAAAGGGAGAAAGUAAGAGUUACAGUAUUACUGUAAGUGUAAUUGCAGCACAAGGCCAGCAGUGGUGCGAUGGGAUUUUGUAUGAUAUUUGUUGCAGAUUUUCAUAGUAAUUAAACCUGUAUUGAUUGUAAUUGCACUAUGUGUCAUGAAAAUGGCCCAGACUGACCAAAACUGUUAACUAUUUUAAGGGUCACUGUUACAGUGUACUUGCUUCAUUAGGUACAGUGGAAUAACUUUUGUAUUAACAUGUACUGUCGUUGUACUUGCAUCGUCUAUUUUGUGUAUGUACUUUUUAAGAGUGCCUUUGGUCUUAGUGCAGUCCUUCUCCCCCACCCUGGAAGAAUUAAGCAAUAUGACCUGAGUGGGAGGGAGGGUGUUAACUGACAUUGUCCCGGGUGUGGUUCGGCCAUAGGCAGGAAGCCGAAGGCUUAGACAUCCUUCCGCUUACCGAUGCGUAGAAUGCCAGUAGAACGCGUGUCAUCCAAUCAUAUAUCGCAAAAUAUAUUGACCAGAUCUAUACAGAUCAGACUAUACUUCUAUAGUAUUCUACACUAUAAUUCAGCACAUCGGCAAAGUAUAAAAACACUUUAUGUUACAUUGCCAUUAUGGCAAUGUAGAUACACACAAAUGCAUGUUAUAAUAACAUGAUUAGUGUUGUACUUGUGUUAGCCUAUUCCAUCACUUAUUCCUCUGUAUGUAAUGAGGUAAGUACACUGUAACAGUGACCCCUGAAAAUAAAGCCUUUCCCCGAAACUCACACCACCAUAGCAGCCUAUUGGCAACAUAAAAAGGCUUGGGCUGAAAAGCAGUUCACACUAGUUAGUCAACACAACACUUAGAUUGAACAAUUGAACAAUAGAUCAUACCAGCCAAUCAGCAAGAAGCUCUGAGUGAGAAACACACCAAGUCAGCCAAUCAGGAAGCCUUUUGGUCAAGGGGCUCUGGCAAGACUACUGAAUCCAGGUGUUGUCUGUUGAAAUGCAACAUCAACAAUGGGCUGCGUCCCGCAUCAUGGUUUCACACUGUGUUGAAAUUGUGUUGCCAUUUUGUAUGCUAUUUUUGAUCAAUAAAGUGUAUUUUUUUGAUAACGCAUCUA
Engraulis encrasicolus (European anchovy) is the source of this 2531-nucleotide messenger RNA. Its product is annotated as thiol S-methyltransferase TMT1A-like. The record is from RefSeq and is a predicted model, not a curated record. Bases 57 to 788 code for a protein of 243 amino acids. The transcript is spliced from 3 exons. Gene Ontology annotation, molecular function: S-adenosylmethionine-dependent methyltransferase activity. NCBI's taxonomy places the organism in Eukaryota, Metazoa, Chordata, Actinopteri, Clupeiformes, Engraulidae.